Messenger RNA from Lodderomyces beijingensis, 609 nucleotides. NCBI's taxonomy places the organism in Eukaryota, Fungi, Ascomycota, Pichiomycetes, Serinales, Debaryomycetaceae. The record is from the annotation of a GenBank genome assembly.
AUGGCUAUCUCAAAGAACUUACCAUUAUUGAACAACCACUUCAGAAAGCACUGGCAAGAAAGAGUCAAAGUCCACUUUGACCAAGCCGGAAAGAAGGCCUCCAGAAGACAAUCUAGGUUGAGAAAGGCCGCCAAGGUUGCCCCCAAACCUAUCGACACCUUGAAGCCAGUGGUUAGAGCUCCAACUGUCAAGUACAACAGAAAAGUCAGAGCAGGUAGAGGCUUCACCUUGGCCGAAAUCAAGGCCGUUGGUUUGACCCCUAAAUACGCUAGAACUAUCGGUAUCUCCGUUGACCACAGAAGACAAAACAAGAGCCAGGAGACUUUCGACGCCAACGUGUUGAGAUUGAAAGAAUACAAGUCCAAGUUGGUUAUCUUUGACAAGAAGACCAAGGCUUCCGAAACCGUUCAAUACGAACAAGUUUCAGCUUCUGCCACCUUCCCAAUUGAACAACCAGCCGGCGAACAAGGUACCAGAGCCGUCGAAGUCCCAGACCAGACUGCUUACAGAACCUUGAGAUUGGCCAGAAACGACAAGAAGUACAAGGGUACCAGAGAAAAGAGAGCUAAGGAAAAGGCUGAAGCUGAAGCUGAAAAGUCCAAGAAGUAA